AUGGUUUUUAAUUUAACAUAUGAUGAUGAUGUUACUAUUGGUCAAAUUAAUGAAGAUAAUAAUAAUAUUUAUAUUGGAUUAAGUUAUGUUAUAAUAACAUUAAUUUUUAUGUUUAUUCAAAUAAUGACUUUUGUUGCAUUUUAUAGAAAUCGAAAUAGUUUAAUGGUUAAUAUGCCAUACAUAAUAAUGAGUAAUUUAGGAUUUGUAGAUUUUAUUCAACAAAUUUGUCAUUUUAUCUCAGGAUUCUAUGUUAUAUUUUAUUAUUUUCCAACAAAUAUUUUAAGUUAUGGAAUAGCUUCAAUACUUCAAUGUUCAUAUAUGACUUCUGUUUCUUUUAUAUUACUACUUUCAAUAAAUCGUUUGGAUGUAUUUUUUGACUUUAAAAUAAUACCUGUUUUUAAUAAAAAAAAAACAUUUAUUAUUGGUAUAUGUAUUUGUUAUACAUGGGGUAUUGCAUUACUUAUUUUUUAUAUGUUUCCAUCUAACAGACUUGAAUUUGUUCCAAUAAACUAUAGCUGGAAUUAUGUUGGUAAUAUAACUCUUGGUUUUCAACUUGAAAAUAAAUCAGUUUUAAUAAUGUUAAUAAUUUCAUUUAUAUGUUAUCUUUGUAUUAUUGGUAAAAUUAUAUAUAUGAGAGGAUUAACUUCAGCACGUCUAGUGAUAACAUUAUCAGAUAUGAAAAUUUUAUUUCAAGCAAUGUUAAAUUUUUGUUCAAUAACACUUCUUGAAAUUUGUUGGGCUAAUAUUAGUGGUAUUAUAACUAAUGCCGGAAUGUCAUUAAUGGCAAUUAGUUAUUUGUUUAUUUUUAUAAGUGGAGGUAAUACUAUAUUGAAUGUACUUUUUAUAAAAGAAGUUAGAAGAGAGAUUACUAAUUUUUGGACCUGUUAUACUAAAAAAGAUAAAAAUAUUAAAGUUCGAAGAAUGGUUCUUGAAAAAAAAAAUAACAAUACUGGUUUGAAGGCAAAAAUAUUGACAGACUAA
Messenger RNA from Strongyloides ratti, 981 nucleotides. RefSeq lists its product as hypothetical. The transcript is spliced from 3 exons. The coding region runs from base 1 to 981 and encodes 326 amino acids. The record is from RefSeq and is a predicted model, not a curated record. NCBI's taxonomy places the organism in Eukaryota, Metazoa, Nematoda, Chromadorea, Rhabditida, Strongyloididae.